This is a messenger RNA of Neolamprologus brichardi, 4930 nucleotides long. Lineage: Eukaryota; Metazoa; Chordata; Actinopteri; Cichliformes; Cichlidae. The record is from RefSeq and is a predicted model, not a curated record.
AGCAGGUUUGUGAGACCAGCAGCCAGAAGAGCAGGAAGAAAGAAGGAGGAGGGAGAGGAUUCAGAGCGAGACAAACAGUGUGGCUGCAGUCAGGAGACACAAACGGAGAGCGAGGAGGAGAUACGGAGAGAAGCGAAGGUUUCCCCUCCUCACCUCACUGACCCAUGAAAGAAGCCAUGCCGGUUCUCACAGCAGGAGCGGGGCUACAUGAAACGUUGGCCCUGCUGACCUCUCAGCUGAGGCCAGAUGCCAAUCACAAAGAGGACAUGGUGUUCCUCAAAGAUGUCUUCAGUGAGAGGAGUUUGGGAUACCUGAUGAAGAUUCACGAGAAGCUGAGACAGUAUGAGAGACAGAGCCCAACACCUGUCCUCCACAGUGCUUCCUCUCUGGCAGAGGAUGUGGCGGAGGAGCUACAGAGUGGUUCGAUGAGCACAGAGGAGAAGGAGCUGCUGAAUUUGCUACUUUCCCCUCAUCUUAAGGCUGUUCUGUCAGUGCAUGACACCGUAGCUCAGAAGAACUUUGACCCUGUUCUGCCACCGCUGCCGGACGACUUUGAGGACGAUCUGGAAGAGGAAUCUGUAAAGAUUGUCAGGCUGGUAAAGAACAAAGAACCUCUGGGAGCCACCAUCAGGCGUGACGAAGCCACUGGAGCAGUGAUAGUGGCUCGGAUAAUGAGGGGAGGUGCAGCUGAUCGAAGUGGUUUGGUGCAUGUAGGAGAUGAGCUGAGGGAGGUGAACGGGGUCUCUGUGAUCCACAAGAGGCCUGAUGAGAUCAGUCAGUUGUUGUCCCAGUCCCAGGGCUCCAUCACUCUAAAGAUAAUCCCCGCUAUUAAAGAGGAGGACCGGCUGAAGGAGAGCAAGGUGUACAUGAGAGCCUUGUUUGACUACAUCCCCUUGGAAGACAAGGCCACACCCUGCCAGGAGGCGGGACUUCCCUUUAAACGGGGAGACAUCAUUCAGGUUGUGACGCAGGAUGACCCCACUUGGUGGCAGGCCAAGCGCGUGGGAGACAGCAACCUGCGUGCUGGACUCAUCCCAUCCAAACAGUUUCAGGAGAGGCGACUGGCCUACAGGAUGAAAAUGGGCACACUCCCGAAUCCAAAAUCCCCUAAAAAGUCUCUCUAUGAUCCAGGAUGUGAUAAAGAGGACUGUGACUGUGAGGGCUAUUUCAAUGGACAGUACAUAGUCUCUCCUAAGUGUAAAGCAGUGGCGCCCUCCUGUGGCCAGGUGUUUUCCUGGGAAUUUUAUUCAGCUGGUUUGCGGAGGAGUUUCCGCCUGAGUCGUAAAGACAGGCAGGGAUCAUCAGGAGAGGGUUCUGAUCCUGGAGAACCAGAGUUCCUGACCUAUGAGGAGGUGACCCGCUAUCAGCAGAGGCCAAAUGAAAGGCCCCGCUUGGUGGUUCUGAUCGUUCCUGAGAGCAGACGUCGUCGCAGUGCAGCCACCUCACCAGGAGGGGGCGAGCAUGGCCGCAUUACAGAUGAAGACCUCCAGGAGAUGCGUCAGUCUGCCAUUCAGAUUGAUCAGCAGUAUGGACACCUAGUGGACCGUGUCCUGAUCAAGGAGGACUCGGCCAGUGCUUGUGCAGAACUGCGAGGUAUUUUGGAGAGGCUGGAGAGAGAGUCCUUCUGGGUGCCUCUCAGCUGGGUGCGGACCUAAGCUUACCAACGCACUCCACAAAUCGUUCCAGAAGAACUUCACAGUCUGUUCACCAAACCCCGCACUGGUCCUCUCCCAGAGAGCUGAUAUUCUUCUCUUCUCUAAAGGCCUGCUGGCCAGCCUUGGAGUCUGCUGAACUUCCUCUACGUAGUCCUCUGAAUGCUACAGGGCUGGUCAGUCAGCCAAAAAUCGAGGCACCAAAGGGAGAGAAUGAUGUCAGAGGAAUACCUCAGUUUUAAAGCAGGUUGGUUAAUUAGCCCAAAAGUCACAGUCUUACUUCCUCAAACAAUCACUAUUUUGUCUUGUCAUAUUUAUUCAGGUUUUGAUUUCAAUUUAUUUAGUUCAAAGACAAGGAUGGAAAUUGUAGUUUUAAAUGGUUGGUACUGCUCUCUUUAAACAGUCCCAUAUUUUUUCAACAGGUUCUCCAAAAGAUUUCCACAGUUUAGGCCACAACAAACAAACAAAACCCCAGAAAACUGUUCAUUGUAUUUCAGCUUAAUAAUAGAUUUAAAAAAAAAUGUAUUUGUUAAGCUUGGAAAUAGUUUAUAAAGUUAGGAGAAGCAAAGUUUUCAUUCAUGCAGAAAUAAACCUUCAGGAAAACAGAAAAUAAAGAUUUACAUAGAGGAAACCUUCCCAACAGUUAUUUUGGCCCCUCGGCCUAAAGGUUUACCCUCUUACAUUGAGUUAAUUUAACAGCCCCUUCUACAUUCACUUUUCCUUCCUCUUAAGUUGGAUAAAUGAAGCUUGCUGCCCACAAGGCUUCCACAGAUAGAAAACAGAGGAAGCCCCGGCAGAUAAUUAGGUGGAUCACAGCUCUACUGUAUAUGACCUCUUAAGAUCUGGCUGUCUUAAAAAAUAGUAAUGAUAAUGAUGAUUUCUUAGAAAGACUGAAAACACGUUUGAUUAGAUGGGACGUGGCUGUGCUGUGUGUCAAGAAUGGUUUAAGUUGGUUUGAAAUGAUUGCAUUUUAGCAGUUAUGUUUAACUAUGGAGAACCAAUGGGGUCAGAUCCGACCCCACUGGUUUACUAGGGAAACCAUGGGGUCAAAUUUGACCCCAUGGGUUCUCCAGGGUUAAAUGAUAGAGUAUGAUUUAUCUUGUAGUUUACUGUGAGGCUGAAAUACAAAAAAAUAAUUCCCAGCACAGGUGACAAUUACAAAGAGACAUCCAAGUUAAUAACAGAUGGCAGAAAUGAAAGAAUGUUUAUCUUUCACAAAUGACUCUUUGAUGCCUGGCACUUCAUAAUUAAACUGCAGGUUUAAUAAAAGUGAUGAAUACUGAUAUCAGCUAAUAGACUUUUUCAUCUUGAAGAAAAUGUGGAGUUUCUCAUUAACAGCAGCUGUUCUGGUAAUUUAUAGCAAACUAGUUACUUUGUUGAAAAUAUGGGACUCGUUAAAAAAAGCAUAGCCCAAAUGUUUUACUCCUCAAACUAUUGCACUUCUAGCUGAGUGUGUCAGGUUUGGUCUCCCACUCAGAGGAUUGCUCAGUCAGUCAGUUUAUUGUGACUCCUGUUGGAGUACCUUUUGGUAGCAUGUUUCUUAAUUUCAAAGCUUUAUUCAACUCAAUGCCAAUUGCAGAAUGCUUCCUGUUUAUUCCUACUGCUCAUGCAUCAUGUAAAGUAUAAUCACACAGUGACCAGAACAAAAUAAAUACACGCAAAGUUAAAUGACUAUCAUUUGACACUAAUGCAUUCUUUUCACGCAAACAAAAACAAAACGAAAUAAUCAAACGGAAUGUGAAAAAAGUAUUUUCUACAAGAGUUUGUUUUUAAGAAAUGCAUGAAAAAAAAACCUGAUCAUUUAACCGCAGUUGUAAAUACUGUAAAAGUUACUCCUCUCGUGCCAACGAAAGAUCUCGUAGCACUUCAAUGCAACCUGUUUACCUUGGAUCCCUGGGAACCCACAUGAGUUUGUGUGUAAAAUGAUGUUGUGCGCAAAGUCUGUGUGGAUGGAUGUCAGAGUGUGUUUACAUGCACCAAUCUGUGAUGCUCCUUUACAUGCAGAAAUGGAUUUUGUAGAGUUUUCUUGCAGAUAUCUGUAUUUUUGACUGCAGAAGUGAUGAGUACUCAUUUGUUUUUUCAUUACUGUUGUAAUGUUGCGCUGAAAGACACUGUGUCCGGAAAAUCUGAAUUAGAAAUGAACCAGUUUUUUUAUCGAGUCAGAAAAUAAGCAGGCUAGCCAUCAUUUCACCUUCUUUACUAUGAUGUCAUUUUCUACUUCAUCUGCUUCAAGUCAUACAAAUCUGAAUUUGACAUUUCACAUAUCAAUAUUUUAUAUAUUAUACUUUGAGCUCUUCCAAUAUAAACACCUAUAUAAAGUCUCAAAUGGAUUUAAUCAGAACGUCAAUGAAAGAAAAGGGUCAAGUUAUUAUUUUAAUUACCAGCACUCAUAAUUUCUCAGCUGUAUUUUAACAUUCCCCUCCACUGGUUGUGAAAACAUCUAGCCCAGUUUUUAAUAGGCAAAAGCAAAAAUCAAUUACUAAGUCUUCCAAAGUAAAUUCUCUUAUAAAAUUACCUGAGCUUAUGAUGAUUUCUGGUAAAACACAAGGCAACUUUGUAAAAGAAAUACUUCAGUAAGCUAACUAAGAGGAUCAAGAACCACAGACUGUACAUAAAAGAUAGACGUAGCCACUGACAAGCAAAGGGAUGGAUAUGACUGAGAACACUAAAGCUUAAAUUACAUCAUGCUUCGUCUUUUUUAAUUCAAAUGUGACCCUAAUCUACAAAAAUGAACAUAAAGAUGUGUUAAUGAAAAUCUGAAACUAAUGACUGAGAGUAUUAAGUAAUAUGAAAACUGUUACAAGCAGUUACGGGGCAGUUUUAUUUGAACUCUAUUGUGCCCCCUCCUUACCAUUAGAAAACAUUCAGGCUCUUUCUCAUUGACUCUUUACGCGAAACAAUUUUCACUUAGAAGGAGAACCAGUGUACAGAAGGGGAAUAACACCCAAAAGCUAUUUGUAUCAUUCUAAGACAGGCCUGAAAAAUAUCAACCUGUCCUUAAAUGACAGAAAAUCAGAAAACCAAUGUGAUUACAAAAAGAAAUGACUGGUUGGAGAAAAUUUCAGAUAAACUGUCACUACUAGACUGGGAUUUGAUUGAAUGUAAGUGUCUGUAUGUGUGGUAAAAAACUAAGCAGCUUCCAGAACCCUUCUGUCUUUUUUUAUGCAAUGAAAUAAUGUUUUUGAUUGUUUUAUGUGCUAUAUGAACCAAGAAACCUAGAAUGUUGAGUUUGUAUCCUGACAUGUACAAAGUGCCAUAAUAAAGCUAGCUGAUUCAAA